AGAGAGUUGAGACGACAAAAAAAGGCAUAAAUCGGUUGCAGAUUUGUUAUCUUUGGCAUCAAGAACCAUUUGAAAAAAAAGGAAAAAUGAAGGUCUUGGCUGGACUUCUUUUGUUUGUGGCUUUCACUGCCAGCUAUAAAAUCCCGGACGAGCAAGAAAGAGAAAAGCGGUUUAUAUUCGGGGUAAGCAGUUUUUAUUUUAAAAAACAUCAUUGUCUCUUCUUUAAAAACUCCUUUUGCUGAUCAAAAGGAUAUUUAGGGUUUUCAUGUUAAAAUAAAUCACCACUCCAAAACUAGCUUGACACACUCGUUAACGGUUUUUUCCUUUGAUUGUCAGGGAACGGUGAGAAACCGAUAAAUCCAUUGCAUUAAGCGCCAUUACGAUCUGAUGCGAAUAUAAUCAAAGUGCAAAGCGUCUGAAUUCAAACGAACCAAGAAUUUAAAUUUUUCAUAAAUCUGCUCUUUGAUGAUAAAAACAUCUUCAUUUUUCCUUUUUUCCUCUUUCCUUGUUCUUCUUUUUCAACUCCUCUUAGAAAUGCGACGCGGACACGGAUUGCGGUGUCGAACGCUGCUGCAGUGUAAUUGGAACAUGCCACAACAAGAGAGGCUUGAACCAGUCAUGUAACUUUAGUGUAAGUGAUUUAUUCAAGAUCUGUAAGUGAAGACAGUUUUGUGAGUUUAAAGAUAAAUCCCAAACGAGGAAAAGAACAUGCUAAUUUUGUAGGAUUUGAAUUCAUCAUCCACAGUAAUCUCAGUUUGCAUUCCUCGAUCGCUUAUCAGUUCAAUCAAUACAAUAUAAUUGGAAGACAGUUGAUAUCUUUUAGAUUUUCAAUGAAAUCCUCCUCCUUCUCCACGUCGCCUCUCAAAGACAAUUCUUCUUCCCCCAUUUCUUUCUAAAUUUUAAUAAACUUCUGGAUCAGAAGAACGAAUUAACCUUCAACGUAGGGCAUGGUUUUUACCAGUAUCAGUGUUCACAAAUGUUCUCGCGAAUCAUUUCGAGUUAAGUAUUAUUCCAGCCAGUGGUUGUAGUAAGGGUCCAAUACUUCAAAAUCAAGGGCAGGAAAAGCAAUAAAUUCAUACCAUUAUUAUCAAGGACACGGAAAAUUAGAGAGGGGCCUAGUUGUUCGUAGAGCGCUUAAGUCAUAACAAAACGUGCGGCGCAAUCCACUCUUCCAACAAACCUAACUCUAACCCUUAUCGAGAUGUUUUUUAAAAGUGAUUUACCCAAAGCUUCUCAACAUCUGCUUGCUGUAAUGAGUUUUUGAGACCAGAUAAAAUAGCACGACCCAUCGCUGCUUAAAUUCUGCAGGCACACAGACGAUUAUGUAAGCGUAGUCUGAUUAAUGAUCAACUUUUUUUUGCUGUAGGGCGUUCUUACUUGUUAUUUAACAUUUUUUUAGGGACUGCACAAGUGUGGUUGCAAAUCCGGUUUGACCUGUCAGCCAGUUUUUUCCAUUGGUUCACUUCCCAUUUAUCAUCGCUGCAAACCGGCGCCAACUGAGGAGCCAGGUUCCGGCGACUUACAGUGAGAGAAUGGUUCUUAGUUUAAAAUAAACGGGACCCAAAAAACAUUAUCGCGAGGAAUUUUGUUUUACAUUCUUCAAUGGUACUAUAGACUGUUUAGCAGGGGGAGAGGGGCUUUUCAUAGUCCAAUCUCUCAGACAAAGAAUUAUCAAAAGUAGAUUUUUGCGCGUCAGUUACUAUGCAGACAAAUCUAGCGGGUACUAAAAUAACCCCACCAAUUUUUACCUUUAUGCAUUCAAAUUAACUGCACUGUAGGUGUUUAUUCGAAAAGGAAGAGUUUUGUCUAUGUUUUAAAUUUAUCGACAAACUGAAACAUCACAGUGCAGCAUGAGACGGUAGCUUCAGGGAUGGGUUCAAGAAUUUGGAGGAAUACAGGGGGAAGGCCUUGCAAUCUGACCUUUCAUCGCUAA
This is a messenger RNA of Pocillopora meandrina, 1933 nucleotides long. The record is from the annotation of a GenBank genome assembly. Lineage: Eukaryota; Metazoa; Cnidaria; Anthozoa; Scleractinia; Pocilloporidae.